AUUUCCAAAAUAUAUUAUGGAAUGACCAUUCUGAGGAAUCAAGCACACCUGUGAAAUCUGAACACUCUUGUUCAUCAUACAGUAGCUGUAAAAGUUCUAGGAGCAAAACAGUCUUGUUAAGGCACACACACUAUGUAAACCUUAAAGAAGGUGUUAUCAACCUUGAUUUGAGGUACUGCUUUUCAAUGUCCAGUAGUCUGGAAAAUCACUAGAGGAAUCAGCUGGCAGGGGGGGAAUUACCACAGUAAAGCCACCUCCCUCACACACCCACACUCUGACAUAUUAUGGUUCUAGAAAGGUGGGGUGUAUGGACAUUACUACAUUUGAUGUGCUAGGCAUUUUGUAUAUUGUCCCCAUCAAGAACAUGAAGGAAAAACAGAUCUCAAGGUCCCACGCCCAGCCUGAUGUAGACCAAGUUCAUGUAGCUUCCAGCCUAAUGGUUCUUCUCACUACUCAGGGUCCUCAAAUAUUUUAUGCUGAGGAUCCUGUUCCUCAAGUGAUUUCUUGCCCAGUAAGGCUAGAGGGACAGCCGAUAAAGAAACUCACCUUGACUGUGGCCAAUGGCUUCCCACCACAGAGCCCCUUGAUACUUUGAAAAUAACACCUAUUUAUAUAUAACACAUUAACUGUAACCUUAAACAGAACCAAAAAGUAGGGAUUUCAGGAAAAAGGGGCUAAUGUAACCAUUAAAUCAAACAUUCCAAACAAUUUGUUGGCCGCAGUGAGCUUCAUAAACAUUCCCUCCCACCCAGGACCCACUGAAAAUCACACAGAGGGAGGAGCCCUGUCCACCCCCCCAUCACAGCACAGGACCUAAUUCUCUGUUCCUCACUAUUGAGAUUCUCCGAAAAAAGUAAAGGGACUGUGUCCUCAGAGGCAGUUCCCCUGUGCAAGCAACUUCACUGCAUCUUGGAAGAAAGCAACCUUUCCCAUUCUGCAGAGGAAGAAGGACACAUUCCCAAGACAAUAUCUGUACUCCUUUUUUACUUUUGAGGGUUUCCGAAAAUAAUUUUAACUCGCCUACCAUGAAUCACUAGCCCCCUAUUAACCCCAGGGCCAACCACCUUAGUUUGGGGAGCACAUCAGUUGACCUCAAACCAUUGCUUGGCUCAGAGGUAGCAUCCUAAGAGGACACAGUCCUGGUUGGGCUCAGGGUACAGCCCCAUGAAGUACAGAUUUGACACAGCGCCAUCAGGAAAACUUCUGGCGCUCUGGCCCCUCCUUUCAUGGAGGGUUGGGGGUGGGACCUCAGCUCUAGGAGCCACAGCGCUGGAUCCAAGAACACAGUUCUACUGGCAUCUCUGACUGUGGCCAGGCCUCCGCACCACUAGCCCUCCGUGUGGCCCACAGCACCAUCGGCUCCACACACGGUGCCUCCCUAGCAAUCCACACAGUCAUGUCGUCACACAUCCGCGUAGCGCUGGUGACCGGGGCCAACAAAGGCAUCGGCUUGGCCAUCGUGCGUGACCUGUGCCGGCGGUUCUCCGGGGACGUGGUGCUCACAGCACGGGACGAGGCGCGGGGACUGGCGGCCGUGCAGCAGCUCCAGGGCGAGGGCCUGAGUCCGCGCUUCCACCUGCUGGACAUUGAUGACCUGCAGAGCAUCGGCGCCCUGCGUGACUUCCUGCGCAAGGAGUACGGGGGCCUGGACGUGCUGGUCAACAACGCGGGCAUUGCCCUUGCUAGUGGUGACUCCACCCCCUUACAUAUUCAAGCACAAGUGACACUGAAAACAAACUUCUUUGGUACUCGAGACGUGUGCACAGAACUGCUGCCUCUAAUGAAACCACAAGGCAGAGUGGUCAAUGUGUCUAGCAUAAUGAGCUUAGUAGCUCUUAAGAACUGCAGCCCAGGAAUGCAGCAGAAGUUCAGAAGUGAGACUAUCACAGAGGAGGAGCUGGUGGGACUCAUGAACAAGUUUGUGGAAGACACAAAGAACGGGGUACACACAAAGGAGGGCUGGCCUGUUAUGAGGGCAUUCACAUAUGGAGUGUCAAAGAUGGGUGUCACGGUCCUGUCCAGAAUCCAUGCCAGGAAACUGAGUGAGCAGAGGAAGGGAGACAGGAUCCUCCUGAAUGCCUGCUGCCCUGGGUGGGUAAAAACAGACAUGGGUGGACCUACAGCCAUUAAAAGCCCAGAAGAAGGAGCAGAGACUCCUGUCUACUUGGCCCUUUUGCCCUCGAAUGCUAAGGGACCUCACGGGGAGUUUGUAAUGGAGAAGAAAGUUGAACAAUGGAGACCCCCCUCUCAGUUCCCUCCAUGGGUCCCAUUAUGAUACUUCCAUGAUUUGACCAUGAGAUUACACUAUCAGCAAUGUCCUUGUCAAAGAAAAGAAAGAAAGAACCUUUAUUUGUAUCAAGUACUCACCUUGAAUUAGCUACUAUUUCUGUGAAGUCUUCUGUGAUAUAUGAGAAGGAAAAGUGGACUUAAUGACAAUAGUGAAUGAACAUCAUAGAUGAAUAAAGAGUUAUAAGUAAA
This is a messenger RNA of Felis catus (domestic cat), 2478 nucleotides long. Its product is annotated as carbonyl reductase [NADPH] 1-like. Gene Ontology annotation, molecular function: carbonyl reductase (NADPH) activity. NCBI's taxonomy places the organism in Eukaryota, Metazoa, Chordata, Mammalia, Carnivora, Felidae. The transcript is spliced from 3 exons. Bases 1397 to 2275 code for a protein of 292 amino acids. The record is from RefSeq and is a predicted model, not a curated record.